AGUCGGCAACGAUGAUUCAAUUUGUCAAUAAAAGUAAUGGAAGUGGGGGCACACUGCCGAAACUGACCGACAGAACUUCAUUUUAAAGUUCUAAACCCUCCGGGCUCUCUCUCUCUCUCUCUCUCUCUCUCUCUCUCUAACUGUGAUAGCCGGGCUGAGCACCACCAUAGAGGGAUGAUACAGCUACUCUACACCGUGAUCGUCGCCCAAAUGGCUCUCAUUCUCACCCUUCUCUUUAAGACGCCUCUGCGAAAGCUCGUGAUUGUAACCUUGGAUCGCGUCAAGCGCGGGCGAGGCCCAGUCAUGGUCAAGACCGUAGGUGGAACCGUCCUCGUCGUGCUUGCAUCCAGCGUUUUCAGCAUGGUCAAGAUCCAGCGCCGCACGAUCGAGGCAGGCGUUGCCAAUCCCACCGACCAGGUCCUCAUGUCCAAGCACAUGCUCGAAUCUUCUCUUAUGGGGUUCGUGUUAUUCCUCUCACUGAUGAUUGAUAGAUUACAUCAUUACAUAAGAGAACUGGGUUUACUCAGGAAGAACAUGGAGGUUGCAAAAAAACAAAAUCGAAGUUUUGAGGAUUCCAAAAAUGGCAGUGCAGAGGAGUUUAAGGCCUUAGGGGAAGAGGUUGCUGUAUUGAGGACGAAGAUCAAGAAGCUGGGAUCUGAAUGUGAAGCAAAAGCAAAGGAGGCGAAAGCCGCUGAAGCCGAAGCAGAGGCUUUAAGAAAGCAAUCUGAAGGAUUCCUUCUGGAAUAUGACCGUUUGCUAGCAGACAAUCAAAACCUUCGCAACCAGUUAGAAUCAAUCGACCAGAGCUUCUCACAGCCGGAUCACAAAAGUAACAUGUGAGUGGGCAGAGGCUAAUAAUGAACAAUAUUCUCAGCUACUUGUAUGAAUGAGAACUUAAAGAUUGUAUUUGCAAAUGGGAAGAAAAUGUAGGGUGCCUGUUCACUGUUAGGUUUAUAUACAAAGUAGAGUAAAAUGAUGUGUCUCUAAUGCACACAUUGAGUGAUUGUUACCUUUUUAACUUAUACAUGCAGUUGGAUAAAAUCAAAA
Molecule: messenger RNA, 1047 nt
Organism: Carya illinoinensis
Lineage: Eukaryota; Viridiplantae; Streptophyta; Magnoliopsida; Fagales; Juglandaceae
Product: B-cell receptor-associated protein 31
Exons: 2
Coding region: 175-840 (221 amino acids)
Biological process (GO): endoplasmic reticulum to Golgi vesicle-mediated transport; intracellular protein transport
Cellular component (GO): endoplasmic reticulum; endoplasmic reticulum membrane
Source: RefSeq, a predicted model, not a curated record